AAUACGGCGACGCCCUCCAAGCCUCUCUAUCUGGGCCUUGACUUUGGCACAUCCGGCGCACGUGCAGCCGUCAUCGAUGACGAGGGUCGUCUGGUUCAGGAUGUCAAGCGGGGCUAUGGGGACGGAGCGGCUGCGGACUGGGCUAGCGCCUGGAGGAGGGUCCUGUACGAGCUGAUCCACUCGCUGGAUCCUGCCGUACGUUCAUGCGUUACAUCGGUGGCGUUCGACGGCACCUCCGCCACCGCGCUCCUGGUGGACCCACGGGACGGCACCCCCCUGGCGGCGCCCAAGUUGUACAACGAGGCGCAAGCCAAGGAAGUUGUGGCUGCGGCAAAGGCCUUAGCGCCCCCAGCCCACACGGCCACGGCGCCCACCUCCACGCUCUGCAAGAUCCUCGGCUGGUGGCUGGGGGCGGCGGCGGCGGCGCCGCCGCCGCUGCUCCUGCACCAGGCCGACUGGCUGGCGGCGCUGCUGCACGGCAUGUACGGCAGCGGCAUCUCGGACUGGAACAAUGCGUUGAAGCUGGGGUACGACCCGGAGACGGAGUCGUACCCGGCGUGGCUGGCAGAGCAGCCCUUCGCCCCGCUCCUGCCCGCUCGUGUGGUGGCGCCCGGCACCCCGGUGGGCCCCCUGGAGCCCCGGGCUGCCCGCGAGACCGGCCUGCCCCCCCACUGCCUGGUGUGCGGGGGGACGACGGACAGCAUCGCGGCGUUUGUGGCAGCGGGCGUUACAGAGGCGGGCCAAGCAGUGACGAGCCUGGGAUCCACCCUGGCAGUCAAACUUCUGAGUACGACGAGGGUGGACGACGCGGCGUACGGCGUGUACAGCCAUCGCCUGGGGGACGUGUGGCUGGUUGGCGGGGCCAGUAACUCGGGUGGUGCCGUACUUCGCCGCUUCUUUACCGACCAACAGCUGCGGGAGCUGACGCCGCGGUUGGACCCGGACCGACCCACGGGUCUCGACUACUACCCGCUACCCUCUCCCGGCGAACGCUUCCCGGUGGCGGAUCCCGACCUGCAGCCCCGCAUGACACCGCGACCCGAGGAUGAUACGUUGUUCCUGCAGGGGCUGCUGGAGGGGAUCUCUCAGGUCGAGGCUGCGGCGUACGACAGGCUGGCGACCCUGGGCGCGUCACCACUCCGAGAGGUUCUCACCGCCGGGGGCGGCGCUGUCAAUCCCAAAUGGACCGCGAUACGGCAGCGGUUGCUGGGGGUGCCCGUACGGCCGGCAGCGCACGGGGAGGCCUGCUACGGUGCAGCUCUAUUGGCGCGGCAGGGCGCGCGGCAG
Molecule: messenger RNA, 1287 nt
Organism: Volvox carteri f. nagariensis
Lineage: Eukaryota; Viridiplantae; Chlorophyta; Chlorophyceae; Chlamydomonadales; Volvocaceae
Exons: 11
Biological process (GO): xylulose metabolic process
Cellular component (GO): cytosol
Molecular function (GO): D-xylulokinase activity
Source: RefSeq, a predicted model, not a curated record